GACUUCAAGAAGUGGGCUUUGUCUAAGAUUUGUCUUAUUGGACAAUUUGUGUUGGGAAGGAAAGCCACACACACACACAUAUAUAUAUAUAUAUGGCUACUUGGCAACAUAGCUCGGAGAUGUUGAAACGUUUGACUGAACGGAUUCAAAGUAAAAGCAGUCUUUCUUGUCACUUGCGUAGUUUAGCUCAGUUCGGUCAACUUUGCUUAAGACGAUUUAGUUGGAGCCAACACUGUACUUCUCAGAAGAUUUGUCAGUCGGGUUUUCUUCACGAUUCCCAUAGUUUACUUUUGAGAAGAUACAGUGCAAGUGGCUCUGAAUAUUAUUUUCCUGGAGCCGUGGGUGCUCCCUAUACCGACAAACUAGAGUUGAUUGCUGGAGAAAAGGAAGGAAGAGUGCCGUGCUUCCGUAUUAUGAACGAAUAUGGAGAAAUCAGUUCAAACAUUGCGAAAGAAUAUCAUCCUGAUCAUCAGAUGGAACCUUCAGUGAUGACGAGUAUGUAUCAACACAUGUUGAAGUUGCACGUGAUGGAUACAAUGUUAUACAGUGCACAGAGACAAGGGAGAAUCAGUUUCUAUAUGACAAGCUUUGGAGAGGAAGCAACUGCAAUUGGCUCAGCAGCAGCACUAGAAACAGCGGAUGUGAUAUUUGGUCAAUAUCGAGAACAAGGAGUUUUACUGUGGAGAGGGUUUACAUAUCGAGACUUUUGUAAUCAGUGUUGUGGUAAUGCUUUAGAGCCAGCGAAAGGAAGACAAAUGCCGGUGCAUUAUGGUUCGAAAGAACUCAAUUUUGUGACUAUUUCUUCUCCGCUCGCAACUCAGAUACCACAAGCGAGUGGUUAUGCUUAUGGAAUGAAGUUGAGUAAUUCAAAAAAUAUUACUGUUUGUUAUUUUGGAGAAGGAGCUGCAUCUGAAGGAGACUUCCAUGCGGCACUCAAUUUUGCUGCAACUUUGGAGUGUCCAGUAUUGUUUAUAUGUAGAAAUAACGGAUAUGCCAUUUCUACUCCUGCAAAAGAACAGUACAGAGGCGAUGGAAUAGCAGGACGAGGUCUUGCUUAUGGGAUUGACAGUAUGAGAGUGGAUGGAAAUGAUCUUUGGGCAGUUUAUUUUGCGGUAAAGGAAGGAAAGCGACGAAUUCUCCAGACAAGCCGACCUCUUUUAUUAGAGCUUCUUACUUAUCGAGGUGGUCAUCAUAGUACAAGUGAUGAUUCCUCUCGCUAUCGACAGAAGAAUGAGAUUGAGUUGUAUUCAGAACGUUUGAGUCCUUUGCGUCGAAUGAAGCGUUUCUUAGCGUUUAGGAAUUGUUGGAAUGACGAAAUGGAUGAAAAGUAUAUUGAAGAGCAAAGAAAGGAACUACUUACUGCCCUGGAAGAAGCAGAAAAAGCUCCCAAGGCUCCUUUGGAGGAUCUAUUUCAUGAUGUUUAUGAUCAGUUAACUCCCAAUUUGGAACGACAAAAGACUAUGUUAUUUGAAUUUUUAGAAAGGGAGAAACAUCCUACGCACUUUUCCUAGUUGGUGAUAAAUAGAGAAUUAAGGAUAGUUAGAUAAACGAAAUUAUACUCAUUUCAAACUCGUUGAGAGUCUCUUCAGUAAAAAGUAGAAUGGUUGGUCUCUAUUUUGAUAAAAGAAUGAAGCAGUAGGCACUUUCUCAUCUAUAUAUUGCCCCAACUACAUAAAUAGUCGAAUGAUUUC
Galdieria sulphuraria is the source of this 1691-nucleotide messenger RNA. RefSeq names its product 2-oxoisovalerate dehydrogenase E1 component, alpha subunit. The transcript has 2 exons. Gene Ontology annotation, molecular function: oxidoreductase activity, acting on the aldehyde or oxo group of donors, disulfide as acceptor. The record is from RefSeq and is a predicted model, not a curated record. Gene Ontology annotation, biological process: branched-chain amino acid catabolic process. Bases 93 to 1511 code for a protein of 472 amino acids. Lineage: Eukaryota; Rhodophyta; Bangiophyceae; Galdieriales; Galdieriaceae.